AUGAAGAUAGUCUUCAACCUGGAUGUGAAACCUGCACGAUUUGGAAAUAUCACAUUGAUAUGGCUAAAGAGUCACGAGAAAAGUACCGACAACAAGCGCAUGAUAAUGAAAAAAAUGCCACGAAAUUACAUACGGAAGACAGAAAAGAAUUCCUGGGAUCCAGAAAAUUUGAAGAAAGUGUUAGAGGAAAUUAGAUAUGGCAAGAAAAUAAGAGAAGCUGGCCAGGCAUUUAAUAUACCAGAGUCAACAUUAUGA
Molecule: messenger RNA, 255 nt
Organism: Acanthoscelides obtectus
Lineage: Eukaryota; Metazoa; Arthropoda; Insecta; Coleoptera; Chrysomelidae
Source: the annotation of a GenBank genome assembly